CAUGCAUCACCGCCGUCAUCGCGUCGUGGCUCCGGCAGACCACCACAAACGGAUCAAUUAAGAGUUGUUUCCCACAUUUUCUACCGACGGAUCAUCAUCCGCCCACCUCGGCUCUGAUUUGACGAAUGUCCCGUGUCACGAUGAACCUCACCCAGCCCGCCUAUAUAAGAAACAGAAAGUUUCCCUAAGAUUCAAGCAAAAGCAAAGUGUCCACAGACGAAGAGCUGAACCACGAAGAAGCGCUGUUUCCCCCGUGCGUAAACGUAGAAAAAAAGAAGCCAAAACUCCAGAUGGAGAGGUCGGUCAGGUUCGCUGUGGUGUGCGUCGGAGUGUCUCUGCUCGUCUCCUGCCAGCCCGUCGAAGCCUGGUACAAGCAGAUGACCGGACCCAACUACUACUCGGUGGGCCGCGCAUCGGGGCUGCUGUCCGGCAUCCGGAGGUCUCCGUACGUCCGGAGAGCCGAGUCCGAGGAGACGGUGAUGGACAGCGGGGAGGCGGCGGGAAGCAACGCCAUCCAGGACACCAACAGGCAGAUCUCCGUCCUGAAGAACAUGGCCAUCUGCCUGAAGGACAUCUCUCCAGACCUGAAGAGCUGCGAGCUGCUGCAGGACGGGACGGGCACCUUCCAGUGCAAGGCAGAUGUCUUCCUCACCCUGGACUCCUUGGACUGCCUGUCCGCAUGAGUCCUUGUGAAUCCUCUUCAUCAUCCUCCAAAAAAAAAAAAGAAAAGAAAAGAAGAGCUUCUCUGGAAAAGCUGGGGGAAAAAAUCCAAACAGAGAUGAAGGAUGACACUAGACAUGUUUCUAUGAUGGACCGCUGGGAGCUCUGAAUGUUCUCUCUUAUUUAAAGAAAA
This is a messenger RNA of Fundulus heteroclitus (mummichog), 853 nucleotides long. RefSeq names its product neuropeptide B (gene npb). Gene Ontology annotation, molecular function: G protein-coupled receptor binding. Lineage: Eukaryota; Metazoa; Chordata; Actinopteri; Cyprinodontiformes; Fundulidae. The transcript is spliced from 2 exons. Bases 291 to 683 code for a protein of 130 amino acids. The record is from RefSeq and is a predicted model, not a curated record. Gene Ontology annotation, biological process: feeding behavior; G protein-coupled receptor signaling pathway.